AAUUAAAUGAGGGUAGAUUAGUAUUUUAACCAAAUAUUUAUUGUGUUCUUAAACUUUGUGCUUGGAAUGAAGGGAGUACUAUUUUUCUUAGCCCAUUUCUCGCUCAAAGUCAAACGUUGCUGAUGCACUACUGAAAUUUUCAGCAAUUAAAAAUAUUGCAAGUAAUUUUUUAAUUCUAAAGAAUAAAGAUUCAUGUUUAAAUUUAUCAGAAAGUAAACUUAGCCUCCAACAUUGGGUUUUCCAUAUAUGGUUUACCCCUGUUUCUUUGCAGAAACCUUUGACGAAGGAAAGAAAAAAAAAAAGCCAUGGCGGAUUUUCGGCAAACCGAGAAAGAGAGUGGAAUUGAGUUGCAGAAGAGCUACUUUGAUGUGUUGGGAAUUUGUUGUUCCUCUGAAAUCCCACUGAUUCAGAGUGUUCUGAAACCUCUCCAUGGAAUCAAAGAUAUCAAAGUCAACGUUCCCACCAAAACCGUCAUCGUCCUUCAUGAUCCCUGCCUCGUUCCUCAAUCCCUAAUCGGUGAUUCAAUUGAAAUUCAUCCCUUUUCCUCUUUUCAAUUCAUCCCUUUUAAUUUGGUGGUUUCAUAAUUUCGUUCACUGACUUUUGGGGUUUUGUGUUCUGUUCUUGACCGAUGAUGGAUGAAGUCGGAGCAUUGAAUAAGGCAAAAUUGGAAGCAAGUGUGAGAGGAGAAAGGGCAAAAAGUACCCAGAAGAGAAGGCCUAAUCCGUAUGCAAUUGCGUCGGGUUUAUUUCUGCUGCUGUCGUUUCUCAAGUAUUUCUACCUCCCACUUCAAUGGCUUGCCUUAAUAGCAGUUGGUCUGGUUAUUUUUCCUAUAGCUUUAAGAGCUUGGACUGCUGUUCGUCACCUCACCUUUGGGAAUAUCCAUAUUCUUGUUCUCAUAGCAGCUGCGGGAUCAAUUGCUCUGCAUGAUUAUUUGGAAGCUGGUGCUAUUGUCUUCUUAUUUACCAUAGCUGAAUGGUUAGAAUCGCUAGCGAGUCAUGAGGCAACUGAUGCUAUGUCAUCACUAGUCAAUUUACUGCCACAAAGAGCUGUCUUAGCUGAAACCGGUGAAGAGGUUGAUGUUAGUGAAGUCCAGGUGAAUACCGUUCUUUCCGUCAAGGAAGGUGAGAGAGUACCGGUUGAUGGAGUUGUUCUUGAAGGCAAUUGUGAAGUAGAUGAGAAAAGCUUGUCUGGAGAACCCUUUCCAGUUGCCAAACAAGAAGGCUCUGUGGUUUGGGCUGGAACCAUAAAUGUAAAUGGGUACAUUGCUAUUAGAACUACAACACUAGCUGAAGAUUCCGCACUUGCUAGAAUGACAAAGCUAGUAGAAGAGGCUCAUGGGAAAAAAUCUCUAAUCCAGAGAUAUAUAGACAAAUGUGUCAAGUACUACACACCAGUGAUUAUAUUGAUAUCAGCUUCAUUGGCAAUAUUUCCGGCUGCACUAAAAUUACGCAAUCAAAAACAGUGGUUCCACAUAGCUUUAGUUGUUCUAGUGAGUGCAUGCCCGUGCGCACUGGUCCUCUCUACUCCUAUUGCCAUGUUCUGUGCCCUUACAAAGGCCGCGAAGCAUGGUGUCUUCUUCAAAGGGGCCGAUUGUCUGGAAACCCUCGCUAAAGUAAAAAUCAUGGCUUUUGACAAAACCGGAACAGUCACCAGAGCAGAAUUUGAAGUUAUAGAAUUCAGAUCAUUAUCGGAGGAUAUCACCUUGAACACCUUGCUUUACUGGGUUUCUAGUAUUCAAAGCAAGUCAAGUCAUCCCAUUGCAGCUGCAUUAGUUGAUUAUGCUCAAUCACAAUCAGUUCAGCCAAAACCUGAUGAAGUUAAGAAAUAUCAGAACUUUCCUGGUGAAGGAAUCUAUGGUAGAAUUGGCGGUAAUGAAAUCUACAUUGGAAACUGGAAAAUCUCAGCUAGAGCAGGAUGCAAAUCAGUUCCAAAACUUGAAGGAGAUAUGUACGAAGGCAAGUCCGUGGGCUAUGUAUUCUUGGGGUCAACUCCUGUUGGAGUUUUCUGUCUUGCUGACGUUUGUCGAACUGGAGCAAAGGAAGCACUAAAAGAGCUGAAAUCUAUGGGCAUCAAAACGGUCAUGCUUACAGGAGAUUGCCAUGCUGCAGCUAAGCACACGGAGGAUCAGUUAGGAGGUGCUCUGGAAGUUGUCCAUUCAGAUCUCUUGCCGGAAGACAAGGCUACAUUUGUAAAAGGUUUCCAGAGGAUAGCUAGAACAGCCAUGAUUGGUGACGGGAUCAAUGACUCUCUCGCGUUAGCUACAGCCGAUGUUGGUAUCUCAAUGGGGAUUUCAGGUUCUGCUCUGGCUACAGAAACAGGUGAUGUGAUCCUUAUGACGAACGACAUUCAAAGGAUACCAAAAGUCGCACGCCUGGCACGAAGAGUGCGGAGGAAAAUUCUUGAAAACAUGGUUCUUUCAGUUGCAGCUAAAGGUUCAGUAAUAGCUCUGGCUGUAGCAGGUCAUCCAGUUGUUUGGGCCGCAGUCUUAGCUGAUGCCGGGACGUGCUUGUUAGUGAUCUUUAACAGCAUGAUCCUUCUAAGAGAAACUACAAAAGGUCCUAUGGAGUACUGCAAAUCUGCUGCCUCAUCGCGUGUCGAAAAGGCAUACAAUAAAUGUUCAGGACGUGAGUCAUGGCAAGGUAAGAAGCCUUGUUGCGGUGAGAUAGACCCCCUGCGCGAGCCGCUGAUAUGCUCCUUCAAAAACAGUGUUCCAGCACAGUAUUCAGGUGCAUCGGUGUCCAUCAGAGUUGGAAAUGACGAUAGAGAUUUAGAGACUGGGAAGGCGAGCUGCUGUCAAAAUGGAAAGGAAAGUGGAACAGUAAAUUGCUCCAAUUCUGGUGGAGUCUUCAAAUGUUGCAAAUCGCUCAAUAUGUCUGGUGAGAAUGUAUCACUUACGAAAGAAUGUGGAAUUUACCAAGGAUCAAACUCCAGCGAGGAGAAGGAAACCUGUUGUGGAAAUCGAAAACCAAGACAAAAGGAGAAAUGUUCCAAUCCAGGUGAUGCCAAUAAUGACUCAAACUCAAUCAACAUAUCUGGGGAUACUAUAUCACUUGGCCAAAACUGUGGAGGCAACCAAAGACCAGGCUCCAAUGAGAAGCAGGGCUGCUGCAAAAAUCGAAAACAAAAUCCUUCUGGAGAAGUGAAUUGUUCGAACUCUAUCAACAUGCCUGGAGAUGGCUGCUGUGGCAAAGAAUGUGGAAAUGCACAAAGAUCAAGCUCCUUUGAAAGGCUUGGCUGCUGUGGAAAUGGAAAAUAUAGCCAAAAGGCCAAGUGCUCCGACCCCGGAGAAUUCAAUUGCUUAGGCUCAAUCAAUGUGCCUGGUGAUGAUCUUGAAGAGAACCCUAAAAAGCUUGAUACUGUGCAGACAUAUAUUUCGAAAAAUUCAGCUCCAACAACAGGUCAGUCUGAUGGGUGUUGUGACUAUUUCAGGAAGGAAUGUUGCGUCCAAAAUGGACAUUGUUGUGGUAGCUUUGGAGAGCCAUUAUCUGAAAUAGUAAUCAUCAAGUAAUUACAGUGUCACUUACUGCAUACAAAUACUUCUUUUCCUCUCAAAAUAAGAUAAAGUUCUCAAACUUUUUUAAUAUCAGAUUGGCAUGUACCUUUUGAAUCAACAACAUUUUUGUUAUAACAUUGUCCUUUUGUUUAAUAUUAAGUUCUUUUAAUUUUAAAGAUUUGUUUAAGACAACAAAAUAUCAGAAAAAUUGGUCGAUCUACCCAAAACUUUACAUGCGAUGUCAAUUUUACCCUAU
Messenger RNA from Oldenlandia corymbosa var. corymbosa, 3749 nucleotides. Lineage: Eukaryota; Viridiplantae; Streptophyta; Magnoliopsida; Gentianales; Rubiaceae. The record is from the annotation of a GenBank genome assembly.